AUGAGUGGCCAUAGCUACAGUAUCUAUAAUGCUGUCUAUGCUAUUGCACAUGCUCUACACAUCUUGGCGUCCGACAGAACCAACCACAGAGCCAUGGAGGAAGGGGUCAGCCUGGCUUCUCUGAAUGUGCCACCUUGGAAGCUCCACGUACUUCUUCGAAGAAUUGCUUUCAACAACAGUGCGGGAGACGAAGUGACCUUUAACGAACAUGGAGAAUUGAAUGGUGGAUUUGAUAUUACCAAUAUGGUCACUUUUCCAAAUGAGUCCUAUGUCAGAGUCAAGAUCGGGAGGCUGGAUCCUCAGGUUCCACUUAGUAAAAGAGUUACCAUCGACGAGGACAGAAUUCAGUGGAACAGACACCUCGCACAGCUGCCUCCCUUAUCUGUGUGUAAUGACAACUGCAAGCCUGGUUUCAGCAAGAAAAGGAAGGAAGGGGAGCCGUUCUGCUGCUACGAUUGUGAUCCGUGUCCAGAAGGGAAAAUAUCAGACAAAGAGGACAUGGAUUCUUGCAGGAGUUGCUCUGAAGGUCAUUAUCCAAAUCUGAGACAAGUCCAAUGCAUUCCCAAGAUUCCAAAUUACCUUUCCUUUUCCGAACCCUUGAGCAUGAUUUUAGCCUUUUUGGCUCUCUCCUUUUCUCUGAUCACAGCCCUGGUGCUCGCAAUCUUUGUCAAGUACAAGGAAACCCCAAUCGUUAAAGCCAACAACCGGAGCCUCACCUACUGUCUCCUCAUCUCUCUCCUUCUCUGCUUUCUCUGCUCCUUGCUCUUCAUUGGAAGGCCCAACUGGCUGACCUGCCUCGUCCGACAAACGACUUUUGGCAUCAUCUUUUCAGUUGCUGUUUCUUCUGUCUUGGCAAAAACUGUCACGGUCGUGGUGGCAUUUAUGGCCUCUAAGCCAGGCAUCAUUUUCCGAAAGUGGGUGGGAAAACAAUUGGCAUGGUCUAUUGUUAUCUUUUGCUUCUUUGUUCAAGUUGGCAUUUGUGCUGUUUGGCUGGGAUCUUCUCCUCCAUUUCCAGAUGUGGACAUGAACUCACUCGAUAGAGAAAUGAUCGUGCAUUGCAAUGAAGGGUCAGCUACCAUGUUUUACUGUGUCUUGGGCUACAUGGGCUUCCUGGCCUCAGUCAGUUUCAUGGUGGCUUUCCUGGCCAGAAAGUUGCCCGACAGUUUCAACGAAGCCAAGUUCAUCACCUUCAGCAUGUUGGUCUUCUGCAGUGUUUGGCUGUCCUUCGUCCCCACCUACCUGAGCACUCAAGGAAAAGCCACAGUGGCCGUGGAGAUCUUCUCCAUGUUCGCUUCCAGUGCUGGCUUACUAGGCUGCAUAUUUUCCCCCAAAUGCUAUGUCAUCAUUCUGAGGCCUGAGUUGAACAGAAGGGAGCAGCUGAUCAGGAAAAACCAUUAA
Messenger RNA from Euleptes europaea (tarantolino), 1398 nucleotides. RefSeq names its product vomeronasal type-2 receptor 26-like. The transcript has 4 exons. Gene Ontology annotation, molecular function: G protein-coupled receptor activity. NCBI's taxonomy places the organism in Eukaryota, Metazoa, Chordata, Lepidosauria, Squamata, Sphaerodactylidae. Gene Ontology annotation, cellular component: membrane. The record is from RefSeq and is a predicted model, not a curated record. Bases 1 to 1398 code for a protein of 465 amino acids. Gene Ontology annotation, biological process: G protein-coupled receptor signaling pathway.